UCGUCGUCCUCGACCAUGGCGGUGGUGAUCUUCCUAUCGGGCUUCCUCCUCGGCCUCCUCGCGCUCGCUCUCGCGGAGGGGGCGGCGAUCCUCUGGGCCGUCCGCGCCCUGCGCCGCGGCCGGCCAAGGCCUCCGUCUCCGCCCCCGGAGACCGCCGCCGCUGAGCUCUCCGGCGACCGGCCGAUUCCCACCAAGAAACAGGGUUUUCUAUGGAUGCUAGAGCCAGAAAAGAUGCCAAAAGUUAGCACCAACAACCACAUACCAUCUGGGGCUAAGAAAGAUAUGAAGGAAAAAAAGAACAUUGUCGAGGUUUUUCCUGUCAGGAUGUUGGCUAAAAUUAAAGACCACUUGCUUGUCUUGUCAGGUCCUGAUGGUUCUCAGACAAGCAUUGAGCUUCUGGAUUGCACAGUUGUUGCUGUUUCCGCCUCUAAUCUACCAUCACGUAAAUGGGCUAAGAGGUACCCGAUAAAACUUGAAAGCAAGGGAUCUGAGAUUUGCAAGGGGAGCAAUGUAUGUUAUCUUUAUGCAGAAACCUCUUGGGAGAAGGAAUCGUGGUCCAAAGCACUUCGUCUUGCAUCUUCUACAGACGAGCAGAAACUGAACAUGCAUGCAAGGUUGAGUGAACAGUUUAGAAGUUAUGUAUCCUCAUUAAAUGCUGGAUACCCCCGUUUCCUGGAAUCCUCGGCACUUUCCACAGACUAUCACGAGGUUAGGGACAAGGCGGUAAAGUCUGAUGGAUCGACAAAACUUCGCCUUCUUCUAAAAAAGUUCAGUAGAAAGGUAUCUACAAAAGCACCCCAAGUGACUAGAACAAGCACAAUCCCAGCACAAGCAGAAAGGAAAACUUUCGGUAAGACACACAGCUACCAUGGUACCUCACUGAUUGAUUUACCAGAAGAAAGGUCCAGCAGUAGUUCAUCAUCACAAGACAUAAAACAACCCAGUACCCCUGGCUCAGAUUUCAGUUAUAGAAGCAGAUUCUCAGAUUCUCCUGAUGCAAAUACAGAUGAAAAGAAUUCUGAUGAUGGUACACUUUGUUGGAACCUCCUAAUCUCUCGGUUGUUUUUUGAUGCUAAAAUGAGUGAUGAGAUAAGCAAGGCCAUUAAAGCACGCAUUCAGAGAUCAUUGUCAAACAUGAGAACUGCAUCCUACAUUGGUGAAAUUACACUUACUGAUCUCAAUCUUGGAGAACUUCCACCAUAUUUACGUAGGAUGAGAGUCCUCCCAAGGGAUUUAAAUGAACUGUGGGCUUUCGAAGUUGAUUUUGAAUAUUGUGGUGGAAUAAUGCUGCAUACUGAAGCAAGACUUGAGAUUCAGGAACCAGAGCUGCAAAAAGAUAUAAUGAAAACUACUCUUGAAGCGGAUUCUAAUGGGGCUGUGAAUUCAGAGUUUUUGGAGAAUAUUGAGCAUUAUGGAAACCAAGUUGGGUCUUCACAACUUUUGGCUUCUGUAGUGGAAGAUGAAGAUGAGGCAGGAGUACUGAAGCGAUCAAAGAGCACUGGUGGAAAAAGGUGGAAAAAUAUCAUGCACUCGAUAACUGACCAUGUUUCCCAGGUGCCAUUUUUGUUGGCAAUUAAAAUUACAUCGGUUCGGGGCACAAUGCGCAUACAAAUAAAGCCCCCUCCUUGUGACCGAAUCUGGUAUGGAUUUACAUCAAUGCCGGAGCUUGAGUGGGAAUUGGAGUCUUCCAUUGGGGAGAGAAAGAUCACCAACAGCCACAUUGCUGCGUUUAUCAGCAAAAGAAUCAAGGCUUCACUUCAUCAAAGCUUGGUACUGCCGAAUUGUGAAAGUAUUCCUGUGUCAUGGAUGAUAUCGGAGAAGGAUGACUGGGUGCCUCGUAAAGUUGCACCUUUUAUAUGGCUGAAUCGUGAACCGAGCGAGGCUGCAAGUCAUAGCACAGACACGGGUACGCUCCAGCCUGAUGAUGUUGCCACACUGAAGGUCAGUGCCAACCAGAAAGGUAGCAAAUCAAGCCCACCUGCUCCUUUCAACGAUGGCGAACAACUGAAGAGCACAAUAUCCUUUCAUGGGCCGAACCAAGAACCUGCAACAGAUGCAUCUACCAGCUCCUGUUCUUCACUUCCUUCAGAAACAGAGCCUUCUGACCAGUUGACGAUUCCGCUGAUGAGCACCACCAGACAGUUUGAACGAAAUACUUCUGAAGAUGCAUCGGGCUCUUCUCUUCAGCUACUAGCGAUGGUACCUGCAGGCGAGCAGUCGUCGGCAUCGUCCUCUGCUUCUCCCGAUGAGUACACGAAGAGGAAAGGCGCGAAGCGGGCUGCAGUAAUGGGUUUGGGGAGGAGGAUGAGCAACAAGUUGGAAGAUAAGAGGCGGCAUAUCGUCGAGAAGAUUAAAGAAAAUGCUGCACAUAAAGGGUAGCCAGAAACAUCCUGCUUAGUAUAUGGUACAUAUCCGGCAACUAGUCCUAGCAAGAAACUGGAGUGGUUGCAAUUGCACAAAUGUAUUAAUUGUACUCUACAGGUGGGGAAAGAAGGACUAAUUCCAAGUGUUGUGUGUACAUCAUUUAUACUGACAGAAUAUGAAAACAAAGGAUUAUGCACAUAGGAGGGAUCUCGAUUGGCUCGGAUGUAUAGGUUCAGACAUUUUGAUUCACUCAGAAACUGUUGCACAGAUUAAUGGUACCUUUUUUGUAUGGGUUUUUAGUCCAUAUGUGUGUGAAACGAAGUCCAAAGUUCCCAGGUUA
Messenger RNA from Lolium rigidum, 2704 nucleotides. RefSeq names its product testis-expressed protein 2-like. The record is from RefSeq and is a predicted model, not a curated record. Gene Ontology annotation, molecular function: lipid binding. Gene Ontology annotation, cellular component: endoplasmic reticulum. Lineage: Eukaryota; Viridiplantae; Streptophyta; Magnoliopsida; Poales; Poaceae.